AUGAUCAGUGACGGUGGGGGAGUUCGGAAACCCACUGGAGCGGGUACGACCCGCAAGAUUCGAGAACAUCUAAACUUCACUGAUGAGCGACGCUGGAAGCAGUUCUCGGGACGGAGAUUAGAGUUGAUCGAGAAAUUCAGGCUCAGCGAACGCAAAGCCAGCGAGCAGGACAACAGUGUAUCGCAAAUUGCCACAAUUCUGCGAACGGAAUUUGGAUACCCAUUGAACUCUUCAGCUGAAUUCGAAAAACUGGUAACGGCCGCCGUGCAGUCCGUUCGGCGCAACCGGAAGCGCUCUAACAAGCAUAAGACUUCAGAAUUGAGUUCACACACUCAAUCCCUUCCGUCGGCGACAAGUCUAAGCCCACCUCCAGGGUUCCAUGAUACUCCGACUCCUCGUGCUGAAGAUCUGUUUUUCAACGCCCAGCACGGCGAGCCGCAAUCAAGGGGACCAUCACCUCAUGGAGAAACCAUAGAAGCUCAAGCAUCAUCUUUGUUUAUACAUUCACUCCGGCGCGAUGAUCUAGGACCUAAGAGCAGUUUCGUCCAAGCUCCAGCAUUGUCCGCGAUACAGCCACGUCUACAACCGGAAAUUCAACCGAAGCCAGCUUCUUUACCACCCAUCGUCUCAACUCAAAGCCAUCAUUACGACGAACUUAUAAAGACUAUUAUAGCCGAUGUGGUCCACGACCGAGUAUCGCUGCAUGAGCAAUCGCAACAGGAUAAUUUCACGCCCAAUCUCACAGACUUUGCCCUGUCAAGUAACGACGGCGAACUUCUCAACCUGGCGUUCCAAUCUCACGCCCUGCCUGGGUCGAAUUACACAAGCACUUCGCACAAAUCAGAGUCCACUGAUAGUAAGGGCAAAAUUCCCUUUUUCUUGAGGGAGAAGAUACUAUUGCACAUCCAAAGAUCAAGGUCGUGUUUGGAGCUGAGCUCUUCACAAGGGUCAUUAGAACUCUACUCAACUCUGGAAAUUUUGGGUCAAACGUCCAUGAAGGCUUCGGUCGCCUUUGUCAUGGAACGAUUCUUUACGAACUUAUCAGGUGCCUCAAUGGAAUAUAUCACCUCGAAGCUCACAUCUGCAGCGGGACUGGCAUAUGUGGCUGUUCAAAUUUUCGAGCCAGCUACCGAGCAUCACUUUGAGCAGAUACCCAAGGAUGCCCAACUGAAAUUGUUUAAUCUUACUAUGGGCGGUAUCAUCAAGGAUUUUGGGUUUGAUCCUUGUAUAUAUCCUCUCAGCGAGAUUAUGCAUGACGUUAUAUUAAAACAAUACCCACUAGCCAGUCAGCGCAACAAGGACUGCAAACGUUCUGCAAUCAUGUCUACGCUUUCCAUGACGCCAGCAUCGGCAAAUAAAGAUGUCUAUCGAAAGGUACUUCUAAAGUUCAAAGAUAGAGAGCAAAGGUUCACGUUCCAUUUGUUGAGCAAUGGACCACCGACAGUCUCAGAAGUGCUAGCAAACUCUCGUCAUCUGUUUCAGAUCGUUUCGCAGGCAAAAAACUUGCACUUGAUGCAUAAUAACGACCCCAUAAGAGACGAUUUGGAGCUUGCCAAAAUUUUUAAUAAGUUCACAUCUGAAGAGAUCGUGGUGGAGAUCCGCGAGGAGGUACCAGAGUCUUUCAAUGGACUUGAAAUGCUAAGCAGCAUCUCUGCAUCUGCCCUUACUUUCGUGGAACAGAAAUCGCCAACACACAACACAGAGCGCUCUGGUAAGUCCUCACAAUCUCCAAUGCACGAACAUAAGGAACACCUUAGCGAUGUCAAACCAAGUAACACUAGCAAGGGCAGCAUUGCACCUAGUGCUAAAAAAGAUGAAGAGAAUGAGGAGAAGUUUCCAGCUAGACCCGUAAAGAUCAAGUCACCGUUAGUCUUCCAGCCCUUGCUGUGA
This is a messenger RNA of Lachancea sp. 'fantastica', 1890 nucleotides long. Lineage: Eukaryota; Fungi; Ascomycota; Saccharomycetes; Saccharomycetales; Saccharomycetaceae. The record is from the annotation of a GenBank genome assembly.